Messenger RNA from Colletotrichum costaricense, 1173 nucleotides. Its product is annotated as SPFH domain/Band 7 family protein. Gene Ontology annotation, biological process: mitochondrion organization. NCBI's taxonomy places the organism in Eukaryota, Fungi, Ascomycota, Sordariomycetes, Glomerellales, Glomerellaceae. Gene Ontology annotation, cellular component: mitochondrion; membrane. The coding region runs from base 1 to 1173 and encodes 390 amino acids. The record is from RefSeq and is a predicted model, not a curated record. The transcript is spliced from 2 exons.
AUGGCUUCGGCGGUAACAAAAGCCGCACUCUCCGCGCCGCUGAGACGGGCUCUCGUCCAGUCCCAGUCGCGCGGCUUCCAGACCACCACAAAGAGCCUGCUUCCAUCAGCAUUCGGCUCCAGCUCCAGUAUCCCGCCCUCCUACUUCCAGAGGUCGUCCCUCCCCGCCAACACCGUCAUCCGCUUCGUUCCGCAACAGACGGCAUGGAUCGUUGAGCGCAUGGGAAAGUUCAACCGCAUCCUCGAACCCGGUCUGGCCAUUCUCGUCCCCUUUAUCGACCGCAUCUCCUACGUCAAGUCACUCAAGGAAAAUGCACUCGAGAUCCCCAGUCAAAGCGCCAUUACCGCCGACAACGUCACCCUCGAACUCGAUGGCGUCCUCUACACCCGCGUCUUUGACGCCUACAAGGCCAGCUACGGAGUCGAAGAUGCCGAAUACGCCAUCUCCCAGCUGGCGCAAACCACGAUGCGAUCCGAAAUCGGCCAGCUGACCCUCGACCACGUCCUCAAGGAGCGCGCCGCCCUCAACACAAACAUCACCGCCGCCAUCAACGAAGCCGCCCAGGCCUGGGGCGUCACCUGCCUCCGUUACGAGAUCCGAGACAUCCACGCCCCCGCCGGCGUCGUCGAAGCCAUGCACCGCCAGGUCACCGCCGAGCGCUCGAAGCGCGCCGAGAUCCUCGACUCUGAGGGUCAGAGGCAGUCGGCCAUCAACAUCGCCGAGGGUAAGAAGCAGAGCGUCAUUCUGGCGUCCGAGGCCUUGCGCGCCGAGCAGAUCAACAGGGCGUCUGGUGAGGCCGAGGCCAUCCUCAUGAAGGCCAAGGCUACCGCCGCUGGUAUCGAGGCCGUCUCCAAGAGCAUUGCCGAUGGCGAGGAUGCGGCACAGGGUGCCAUCAGCCUGUCUGUUGCCGAGAAGUACGUUGACGCGUUUGGCAAGCUGGCCAAGGAGAGCACGGCUGUCGUAGUCCCCGGAAACGUGGGAGACAUCUCGAGCAUGAUUGCCACCGGCCUGAGCGUGUACGGCAAGGUUGGACAGGCACAGGCCAGGACGAUGGCGAAGCAGCUGGUCGGCAACGAGUCGGCGGAGGAGUCUGGCGAGGGAGCGUCCGGGGAACCCAAGCAGCUGAAGGAUUCGGUGCUUGAGAGCUUCGACCAGGCGGCGGGACAGAAAUGA